CAAAUGGCCUAGGCACAUUCUCCUUCCUCCACAGGCCAAAUGCACUGCAAUGUUUUGGACUUGGCCGCGAGAAGGUAGCCGAGUCUGAGCCUCUUUCCCUGAGAGCCUGCGGGAUCUCGUCACGAUCCAUUUUAAGGAGAAACGAUGGCCCACUUUCUGUGGCCGGAGCCGCUGUCAAGCGCGCAGCUCAAGCGGCUGGAGGAGCACAAGUACAGCGCCUCGGGUCGCUCCUUGGUGGAGCCGCCGUGUCAGAUCUAUUGGAACUGGCUCGUCCAGCAAAUUCCGACGUGGGUGGCCCCGAACACGCUCACUAUCGUGGGCCUGUUGGUCAACAUUGUCUCCACGCUCCUGCUCGUGCUUUAUUGCCCCACGGCCACGGAGGAGGCUCCAGCAUGGGCUUUCAUCCUGAGUGCGCUGGGUCUCUUCGUGUACCAGUCUCUGGACGCCAUCGACGGCAAGCAGGCCCGCAGGACCAACAGCAGCUCGGCCCUCGGCGAGCUCUUUGACCACGGCUGCGACGCCGUCUCCACAGUGUUUGUCGCCGUGGGCACGUGCAUCUCCUGCGGCGUCGGCCGAUACCCCCACUGGAUAUUCUUCUGCGGCUUCAUCGGGAUGUUCAUGUUCUUCUGCGCCCACUGGCAGACCUAUGUGUCAGGAACUCUUCGCUUUGGCCUGGUGGAUGUCACCGAGGUGCAGUUUGCCAUCAUCGCCAUGUACCUGAUGUCCGCCUUUGGUGGGGUGAGCCUUUGGCAAACCACGCUGCCCCUCAUUGGACUGCAACUCUACAUCUUCCCCAUCAUGGGCAUCAUCGGCGGGGCCCUCUACUCCUGCCACAACUACUUCCACGUCAUUCUCAAUGGCGGCGUGGGUAAAAAUGGCUCCACUGUGGCGGACACCAGCGUGCUGAGUCCCGGCUUGCACAUCGGCCUCAUCCUCACGCUGGCCUUCAUCAUCUUCAAGAAGUCAUCCAGUCAGCUAUUUGAGCACCACCCCUGCCUUUACCUUCUCGCCUUCGGCAUGGUCAUCGCCAAGAUCUCCAACAAGCUUGUGGUGGCGCACAUGACCAAGAGUGAGCUCCACCUGCCGGACACGGCCUUCAUCGGCCCGGGCCUCCUCUUCCUCAACCAAUACUUCAACAGCUUCGUCGACGAGUACGUCGUCCUCUGGAUCGCCACGGUGCUCUCCCUGGUGGACCUGACGCGCUACUGCACGGGGGUGUGCCACCAGAUCGCCGGCCACUUGCGCAUCCGCGUCUUCAGCAUCACGCCGCCCGGCCCCGCCCACCGCGACUGACGGCUUGCCCGGCGGGAGGAGGCGGAGGGCGACGCGGACCGCUCCCCGCUCCUGAAAGCAGACGACGAUGACAUCGAGAAGAGACCCCGCACCUCAAGCCUUGACCGAGUGAUCACCUCUGCCUAAAACAAAAAAAAAAAGAAAUCAAAUAAAAAUUUGCCCAAAGUUAAAAAGAAAUGCUCAAAAACAAACAUCUGAAAUACCAAAGUUUUUUUUUUUUUUUUUAAAACAUUAUUUUUUUUUAAAUCGGUCAAUACAAUGAUUGUGACUAAAUGCGAUCAAUCGGGGUGGAUUCAAUGAGGAU
Syngnathus acus (greater pipefish) is the source of this 1597-nucleotide messenger RNA. It is a transcript of the gene chpt1, whose product is annotated as choline phosphotransferase 1. The transcript is spliced from 8 exons. Lineage: Eukaryota; Metazoa; Chordata; Actinopteri; Syngnathiformes; Syngnathidae. The record is from RefSeq and is a predicted model, not a curated record. Gene Ontology annotation, biological process: phospholipid biosynthetic process. Gene Ontology annotation, cellular component: Golgi apparatus; endoplasmic reticulum membrane. Gene Ontology annotation, molecular function: diacylglycerol cholinephosphotransferase activity. The coding region runs from base 145 to 1293 and encodes 382 amino acids.